UCCCCCCCUCUUUAGUCUAGCCCACUUCAAACAAACUCCACCUCUUCCUUCUUCCACUCUUACUCACUCACUCUCUCACACACUCUCUCUCCUCCCCCUCCCCCUUGGCUUCUGGCUUAUCGUCCUUUUUCUUUCCUUCUUUCCUUCUUCUUUAUCCACAUUCUCAAUAUCUUCUCCCCGCCGUACUCUGUCAAUCACGGCUGCAUCAGCCCCGGGGAGGACAGUUCUGCCCAUCAUGGAUCCCAACAACAAUCGUCUCCACCUGAAUUUCGGGUAUAAUGAUCGCUCCUUCAACAACCUGGCGGCCAACAAUCGCGCCUAUCCCACCACUCCCUCCGCCUUCCCUCAGCCCAUCUACCAGAAUCAGGGCGGUCAGGAGUAUGUGGACGCUCAGAAUGGUGCCUACGGUCAGGGCUAUUUCAUGGCCAACCCCUAUCAGGCUCAGGGCGCCUACGCCCAACAACAGCAGCAGCAACAGCAGCAACAACAACAACAACAACAACAACAACAACAACAUUAUGGCCAGAACUUGCAGUCUCCUCAGGUCGCCUACCAGUCUCGCAUGGGCUAUAACACCAAUGAUGGGACGAAUGGCCUGAUCCAGCAGUUCUCCAACCAGGACUUGAACUCCCCGCGGUCGGGUUUCUUUGGUCGCGCAGCCUCGCCCGCUCAACGGCCUCGGACUGCUGGCUCCCCCGCCGCCGCACAGCAGCAACCCGGUCAUCUGGCACCCCCCAUGCCACGCAGCCCUCGAACCCCCGCCGAGAAUGAAGAGCUUCAACGCUACCCGGAGCGAUACUCGGAGAACGUUCACAAGCGUGGCAAGGCGGCCAAGGAGUUGGUCAGUGUGUUUUUCAAUGAGAACAUUGAGCGCGCGCGCGACCGUAACCUGCGAUCGGCUGAGCUGGAUAAGAUGAUUCGUGACCCCGGUAUCCCGAAGGACUCGAAACGCAAGGAAGCGGAGGUCCUUGCCAAGAAGGAGUCGACAUUCUUGCGAUUCUUGCGGACCAAGGAGACGCCCCAGAAUUUCCAGACCCUCAAGGUCAUCGGAAAGGGUGCUUUCGGAGAGGUGAAAUUGGUGCAGCGGAAGACCGAUGGCAAGAUCUAUGCGCUCAAGUCGUUGAUCAAGACCGAGAUGUUCAAGAAGGACCAGCUGGCCCACGUCCGUGCCGAGAGAGAUAUCCUGGCCGACUCCAAGGACAACCCGUGGUUGGUCAAGCUGCACGCUUCCUUCCAGGACUCGGCCUAUCUCUACCUGCUGAUGGAGUUCCUGCCCGGUGGUGAUUUGAUGACCAUGUUGAUCAAGUAUGAAAUCUUCUCGGAGGACAUCACUCGCUUCUACAUGGCCGAGAUUGUUAUGGCCAUCGAGGCUGUCCACAAGCUCGGUUUCCUUCACCGUGAUAUCAAGCCUGACAACAUCCUGUUGGAUCGUGGAGGUCACGUCAAGCUGACUGAUUUCGGUCUCUCCACUGGCGGCAAGAAGACCCACGACAAUUCAUAUUACCAGAACCUGCUCAAGAACUCUACAUCGAAGGACAAGAACCGUAACUCGGGCUACUUCAACGACGCGAUCAACCUGACCGUCUCCAACCGUGGCCAGAUCAACACGUGGAGAAAGUCUCGCCGCGCCAUGGCUUACUCGACUGUCGGUACACCCGAUUACAUCGCCCCGGAGAUCUUCAACGGCCAGGGUUAUACGUACUUGUGUGAUUGGUGGUCCGUGGGUGCUAUCAUGUUCGAGUGCUUGGUGGGCUGGCCGCCGUUCUGCGCCGAAGACACCACCGACACCUACCGUAAAAUUGUGAACUGGAGAGAAUGCCUGUACUUCCCCGAGGAACUUACCCUCUCGCGAGAGUCGGAAGGUUUGAUCAGAAGUUUCUUGUGUGAUACCGAACACCGGAUUGGGAGUGAGGGCGGCCAAUACGGCGGUGCGACGCAGAUCAAGAACCAUCCUUUCUUCCGUGGCGUUGUUUGGGAGCAGCUGCGCAACAUCCGUGCGCCGUUUGAGCCUCGACUGAGCUCGAACAUCGACGUGUCUUACUUCCCAAUCGACGAGAUUCCGCAGGAAGACACCAGUGCCAUUCACCGCGCCCAGGCUCGUGCCAUGCCGGAAGAGCAGGAGGCGGAGAUGAGCCUGCCGUUCAUCGGUUACACAUACAAAGCAUUCAACGCCUUCCAGGCAAACUGAGUAGCGACGUGGAUAUUGCAUGUUUGUUGGUGAACCCGAUAGACGUCAUUGAAGAGUCCGAACGCGGGCGGGCUUGCAUUGAUGGAUUUUCAGUGGCGCAUUAGGCAUUUCGUCCGGUCUUCCCACAUUGUGCAUCCGUUUCAUCGAGCAUAUAGCGCAUUUCAUCAUCUCUGUUGGUCACGAGCUCAGCAUAUCCGUUUGAUUUACUUGC
Messenger RNA from Aspergillus homomorphus CBS 101889, 2399 nucleotides. RefSeq names its product serine/threonine protein kinase CBK1. NCBI's taxonomy places the organism in Eukaryota, Fungi, Ascomycota, Eurotiomycetes, Eurotiales, Aspergillaceae. The transcript has 4 exons. Gene Ontology annotation, biological process: intracellular signal transduction; peptidyl-serine phosphorylation. The record is from RefSeq and is a predicted model, not a curated record. Gene Ontology annotation, molecular function: protein serine/threonine kinase activity; ATP binding. The coding region runs from base 236 to 2188 and encodes 650 amino acids.